GACAAGUGCCAGCUGAACUGAAACUAAAAGCUUCAGAGAACUGAAAUCAUUGUGAAGGGAAUGGGUAUGGCAUUCGCGAACACUCUCACUCUUCCUCUCUUGAACCCUUCUCAUUCCUCUUCUUCAAUCACCAAGUUCUUCGCUUUCUCCCUACCCAUUUCCAAAACCAACACCAAUUUCCGCAUCAAUGUAAGGUGCACAACUAAUUCGGUUCGAGCCAUGUCUUCUUCUUCUUCUUCUUCUUCUUCUUCUUCUUUUGGGUCUCGCCUCGAAGAGACCAUUAAGAAAACAGUUGCUGACAACCCAGUUGUCGUUUAUUCCAAAACCUGGUGCUCGUAUUCUUCUGAGGUGAAGUCAUUGUUCAAGAAGGUCGGUGUCAACCCAUUGGUUAUUGAAUUGGACGAAAUGGGUCCACAAGGGCCACAGUUACAGAAGGUAUUGGAAAGGCUUACAGGGCAAUACACUGUGCCAAAUGUAUUUAUUGGUGGCAAACACAUUGGCGGCUGUACAGAUACACUGAAGUUGUACCGGAAAGGAGAACUUGAACCUUUGCUAUUAGAAGCCAAUGCAAAAAAUACAGAGAGCUGAGCCAUUGAACCUGAUUCCUUCACAAUUUGUUACUUUAUCGACUAAUGCUAAAAAUGCUGAUACAUUCAAUGUCUGUCAGACAUGUUUGGUUGAAAAUUGAGUACAUAGAAGAGUGGUUAAAUGGAGUUGGGAUUGUUUUCAAUUUCUAUUCUCAAAAUAUUAAUAUAUUCAACUCUUUUAAGUAUUCUUUUAUAUACUAAUUAUUUA
Gastrolobium bilobum is the source of this 795-nucleotide messenger RNA. RefSeq names its product glutaredoxin-C5, chloroplastic. The coding region runs from base 61 to 588 and encodes 175 amino acids. NCBI's taxonomy places the organism in Eukaryota, Viridiplantae, Streptophyta, Magnoliopsida, Fabales, Fabaceae. Gene Ontology annotation, biological process: cellular response to oxidative stress. The record is from RefSeq and is a predicted model, not a curated record. The transcript has 5 exons. Gene Ontology annotation, molecular function: glutathione disulfide oxidoreductase activity. Gene Ontology annotation, cellular component: cytoplasm.